AUGUAUGCACCUUUUGUAACAUGUACAACAAAUGAUAAUAUAAUAUUAAAAAGAAAUUAUGAGGAAAUAAAAAAUUUAAAGGCACAAGAAUUGCGUAAAUUAAGCGAAAACUGUUGUAUAAAAAAAAUAAGUGAUGUAAUUAUAUGGAGUGAAAUAUGUAGAAAUGCAAUUAAAAAAAGUGAUGAAUUUAAACAUUUUGACGCAUUAUUAUUGUUAUCAUGUUUUGAUAAGAUGAAUUUAUUAGACAAAAGUUUAUAUACACAUUUUUCAGAUAUAUUCAUAAAACAUAUAAAUAACUUUGAACCUAGACAUUUAAUAUUAUUAAUAAAUUUAUAUUGUAAAGUUAAUAUAUUUCCACGUAUUUUAUUUAUAGAAGUUUUUCACGCGAUCAUACGUUAUUCACCUAAAUUAUAUCCAAAUGAAUAUGUUGAUAUUUUUGAGUGUUUUGCAAAAUAUGAAAUAGCUAAUAAAGACUUGAUAAGUACAUUGUGUAAGUCUAUAAUAAAAAAUAUCAAUCUUUUUGGUUACACAGAUUUAUGCUCUAUUGUUGGGUCAUUAAGAUCUCUAAAAAUAAAUGAUGAUGUAUUUUUUUAUUGUAUUGACGAAAAACAAUUAAAAGAAUUAAAAAUGUCAACUUGCCAAGAAUUAUUUGAUUAUAUAAAUAAAAUAAAAUUAUUAAAAUAUAGUUGGGAAUUAUACGAAAAAGAUUUAAUAAAAGAAUUUUUAAAUAGAAUAAAUGAUUUUAAAAAUGGAAGUGAUAUAAAUCAAUUACAUGAUCCAUUUAUUUGUUUAAAUUAUUUAAUUUCAAAAAAUAUAAUUUCUAAUAACUUUUUAUUAACUUUAAGUAUGUGGUGUGCUAACCAAGUUUAUCAAUAUCCAUCAAGAUCGGCUAAGAGACCUUUAUCUUAUCAACUUAUAAAAUUAUAUCAGAUUAUGAAAGAACAUAAUGUAGAAAAUUUUGAUUUUAUAGAAAAAGCAAUUCAUAAAUUUGUUAUUAGUAGAGGAGGUCUUGCUACUAAUCGUGAAAAAAUAAUUAAGCCAGUUUCUUAUCAAAAAGGAAGGAAAUAUAUAUUUACUCCUGACCCAUUAAAUGCGGAUUCUGAGGAUACAAACAAAUAUAUAAACUCAUCUAAUGAAACAGAAAACAACUCAAAUGAAAAUGAACAAUUAGCAUAUUCUAAUAUGUACCAAAGAAAUGAUAACGAUUUUGAUUCUAUGGAAGCAGAUUCAUACAACGAAAAUGUAAAUGAACAUAUCAAAUAUAAUUCUAAUAUACUAACACAAAAACAGAGAUUGAUUAAUCUAAGUUUGGAGAAAAAAACUGAAAAUAAAAAAGAAACAUAUUCUAAUUCUCGGCAUUGUAAUUUUAAAUUACGCCAAAGACCUAAAAGAAUAAAAAAUCAACCCAUAUCGGAUCAAACAUAA
Plasmodium vinckei vinckei is the source of this 1425-nucleotide messenger RNA. Its product is annotated as conserved Plasmodium protein, unknown function. The transcript has a single exon. The coding region runs from base 1 to 1425 and encodes 474 amino acids. Lineage: Eukaryota; Apicomplexa; Aconoidasida; Haemosporida; Plasmodiidae. The record is from RefSeq and is a predicted model, not a curated record.